Messenger RNA from Myotis lucifugus (little brown bat), 1856 nucleotides. RefSeq names its product G protein-coupled receptor kinase 5 (gene GRK5). The record is from RefSeq and is a predicted model, not a curated record. The transcript has 15 exons. Gene Ontology annotation, biological process: signal transduction; regulation of signal transduction; protein phosphorylation. Gene Ontology annotation, cellular component: cytoplasm. Bases 303 to 1838 code for a protein of 511 amino acids. Lineage: Eukaryota; Metazoa; Chordata; Mammalia; Chiroptera; Vespertilionidae. Gene Ontology annotation, molecular function: G protein-coupled receptor kinase activity; ATP binding.
UGCCCCGCCGGCGCCCCAGGUGGGCUGCCCGUGGGCUCCGGGCAUUUAUUUGGACUUGGGCGGGGAAGGAGCCACACCGAGGCUGGGGGUGCCAGCCUCCUGCCCUAACCUUACAGACCUCUCGGCAGCUGGUGGAAAGGGGGCGGAGGAAAACGCAAAGGGAAAAGCAAGAAGUGGAAGGAAAUCCUGAAGUUCCCUCACAUUAGCCAGUGUGAAGACCUCCGGAGGACCAUAGGACGUUCGGAGGGCCGAACUUCAGGCAAAAGAAAACACUGGACGGAAGGCCUGAGGUACAAGGUGGGAUGAUGUGCAACAACUUUGACAGAGACUACUGCAGCUUAUGUGACAAGCAGCCAAUUGGGAGGCUGCUUUUCCGGCAGUUCUGUGAAGCGAGGCCUGGGCUGGAGUGUUACAUUCAGUUUCUGGACUCAGUGGCAGAAUAUGAAGUUACUCCAGAUGAAAAACUGGGAGAAAAAGGGAAGGAAAUUAUGACCAAGUACCUCACCCCUAAGUCCCCAGUUUUCAUCGCCCAAGUCGGUCGGGACCUGGUCUCCCAGACGGAGGAGAAGCUCCUACAGAGGCCCUGCAAAGAGCUCUUCUCGGCCUGUGCACAAUCUGUCCACGACUACCUGCGGGGAGGGCCCUUCCGUGAGUACCUGGACAGCAUGUAUUUUGAUCGCUUUCUCCAGUGGAAGUGGUUGGAAAGGCAACCGAUAACCAAAAACACCUUCAGGCAGUACCGAGUGCUGGGGAAGGGGGGCUUCGGGGAGGUCUGUGCCUGCCAGGUGCGGGCCACGGGGAAGAUGUAUGCCUGCAAGCGCUUGGAAAAGAAGAGGAUCAAGAAGAGGAAAGGGGAGUCCAUGGCCCUCAACGAGAAGCAGAUCCUGGAGAAGGUCAACAGCCCGUUUGUGGUCAACCUGGCCUAUGCCUACGAGACCAAGGAUGCGCUGUGCUUGGUCCUGACCAUCAUGAACGGGGGCGACCUGAAGUUCCACAUCUACAACAUGGGGAACCCCGGCUUCGAGGAGGAGCGGGCCCUGUUCUACGCCGCGGAGAUCCUGUGCGGCCUGGAAGACCUGCACCUGGAGAACACCGUCUACAGGGAUCUGAAACCCGAGAAUAUCCUGCUAGAUGAUUACGGCCACAUUAGGAUCUCCGACCUGGGCCUGGCCGUGAAGAUCCCCGAGGGAGACCUGAUCCGAGGCCGGGUGGGCACCGUCGGCUACAUGGCUCCCGAAGUCCUGAACAACCAGAGGUACGGCCUGAGCCCCGACUACUGGGGUCUGGGCUGCCUCCUCUACGAGAUGAUCGAGGGCCAGUCACCGUUCCGGGGGCGCAAGGAGAAGGUGAAACGGGAGGAGGUGGACCGCCGGGUCCUGGAGACGGAGGAGGUGUACUCCCACAAGUUCUCCGAGGAGGCCAAGUCCAUCUGUAAAAUGCUGCUCACCAAAGACGCGAAGCAGAGGCUGGGCUGUCAGGAGGAGGGGGCCGCGGAGGUCAAGAGGCACCCCUUCUUCAGGAACAUGAACUUCAAGCGCUUGGAAGCCGGGAUGUUGGACCCGCCCUUCAUUCCAGAUCCCCGGGCCGUGUACUGUAAGGACGUGCUGGACAUUGAGCAGUUCUCCACCGUGAAGGGCGUCAACCUGGACCACACGGACGACGACUUCUACUCCAAGUUCUCCACGGGCUCCGUGCCCAUCCCCUGGCAGAACGAGGUCAGCGCUGGGCGGCCGCCUCGCCGCUGGGGAAGGUGCGGGGAGGGCGCAGGGACGGCGGGGUCAGGGUCCCGCGGUCUGCUGGCAUCAUGGGUGGGUCAGAGGGAAGAGGAAGCCAGUUAGACGACUCGAGAAGUUCGG